CUUGUUGUCAAUAGAUGGCACCAUUCGUAUCAUUUUGAGCCGCAGAGAACAUUCCGUUAUUGUUAGAUGGCACCACUUGCAUCGCUUUGCAUCGAAGGAAGUAUUUAGUUACGUGCGGAAUUUCGAGUGUAAAAGAUGGGUCUAGCCAGACAUGCUCAGUUCCUCAGCCGUACCAUUUUUGUGCAGAACAACGAUGUGGACAAGGCAUGUCACAUGUUAAGUCGAAUAUUGCACAAGGAGGAUAUCUUAGGCCAAUAUAGACGCACCAGGUAUUUUGAGAAACCAACUCAGGUCAGGCGCAGAAUCAACUUUGAGAAAUGCAAAGCAAUUUACACCGAAGACAUGGCCAGAAAGAUUGAGUUUCUUCUUCGAAAGAACAGAGUCGAUCCUUAUCCUGGUGCAUCGUAAGCGAGAUUAUGGAUUCUAUUUUAAAUUAUACAAUUAUAUGGAAACUAUACCUGAUAAUUAACCCAUAAUCUACUUAGAAAUAUCAGUACUAUAAAUAUAAAAAAUAUUCUGUCACAUGCUGUUAACGCUAGUUAUUUCAAUUAUCUUUAUUUCACAUAUAUGCCAUGUAAAUUGGCUCAAAUAACACAGAUAUUAUCUUA
Molecule: messenger RNA, 608 nt
Organism: Odontomachus brunneus
Lineage: Eukaryota; Metazoa; Arthropoda; Insecta; Hymenoptera; Formicidae
Gene: mRpS21
Product: 28S ribosomal protein S21, mitochondrial
Exons: 2
Coding region: 136-408 (90 amino acids)
Biological process (GO): translation
Cellular component (GO): ribosome
Molecular function (GO): structural constituent of ribosome
Source: RefSeq, a predicted model, not a curated record